CAGUACAACACAGUAGAACACAACCUGAGCUAUUGAUUCAGUCCUGCGCAGUUGUGUCGUUUGAAUUUUUAGCAAAGCUUCCAUAAGAACAUCAGAAUGAAGGCAAUCUUAAGUGUGUGUACUUUUUUGGUGCUUAUUCUGCAUCUGACCCAAGGCUGUCCUUGGACGCAGCAUAAAUUUCAGCAGUAUAGCAGGAAAUGUCUGACUUUGCUGGAAGAGAUGGGUGAAAAGAUAGUCGAUGAGAGCGUGGGAGUUCAUUUUCCUGAGGAGUUGUACAAACUUGCAAGGAAGUCACAGCCUCAAAGGCUCACCUGGUUCAUAUCCCAGGUCCUGGACGAGGUGUCCCAGCUCCUGGAGGAGGAUCUGGACACGGUGGCCUGGGACGAGAAGAAGAUGAAGGACUUCAUGAGCACCCUAGACACACAACUGGAGGGCACUGAGUCAUGUGAGGACGAGGCCCAGGCAUGGGAGCUGAUCAGGAAGGAGGUGUUAGAAUUAUUUAAUUUUUACGAACAAAGUUUUACUUAUUUUUAA
Molecule: messenger RNA, 534 nt
Organism: Clupea harengus (Atlantic herring)
Lineage: Eukaryota; Metazoa; Chordata; Actinopteri; Clupeiformes; Clupeidae
Product: interferon a3-like
Exons: 5
Coding region: 97-534 (145 amino acids)
Biological process (GO): defense response; response to exogenous dsRNA
Cellular component (GO): extracellular region
Molecular function (GO): cytokine receptor binding
Source: RefSeq, a predicted model, not a curated record